AUGGCAAACGCCAAAUCAGCCUCCUCGCGAGGUAAAGGUACCUCGACCCUCACCGUUUUGGCUGUAGUCCUUGCCGCCUUCGCCGCGUUGUUCUACUACGUCGAGCAGCAUCUGGACUCAUUCUACAUCUUUGACCCGGCUCAUUUACAUGAUGUUUCGCAGCGAGCCAUCGCGGCGCAUGGUAACGACACGCGCGCCGUGGUCAAGUACAUUGUGAGCGAAUUGGAUGAGAAACUCGAGGGAAAGCAUUUGAACUUUGAUGAGGAGUGGGUAUUCAACAAUGCUGGUGGCGCGAUGGGUGCCAUGUACAUUAUCCAUGCCAGUAUUACUGAGUAUCUUAUCAUCUUCGGAACCGCAAUCGGCACCGAAGGACACACCGGCCGCCACACUGCGGACGACUACUUCCACAUCCUCCAAGGCACCCAACUAGCCUACGUCCCCGGCUCCUACGAACCCGAAGUCUACCCCCAGGGAAGCGUGCACCACCUACGUCGCGGCGACGUGAAGCAAUACAAAAUGCCGGAUUCCUGCUUUGCGCUGGAAUAUGCCCGUGGCUGGAUCCCGCCCAUGCUCGGGUUUGGAUACGCGGAUACGUUCACGUCGACACUUGAUUUCCCUACGUUGUGGGCUACAAGUCGGAUUACGGGUCGGGAGAUGAUUGGUAAUUUGUUACAGGGGAAGCUAUAGUUUUGAAGAUGGUGUCUGUAUGAUAUUGCGGUACAUACUAUUCAGGGUUAUUUGUAUAGUGGUGAACCCAUUGCAUAUUGGAUAUAUUCUUCGCUACGUAUUAUCCCCUUCCUCUCGCAUUGUACGUGCUC
Molecule: messenger RNA, 818 nt
Organism: Talaromyces stipitatus ATCC 10500
Lineage: Eukaryota; Fungi; Ascomycota; Eurotiomycetes; Eurotiales; Trichocomaceae
Product: C-8 sterol isomerase (Erg-1), putative
Exons: 2
Coding region: 1-687 (228 amino acids)
Biological process (GO): ergosterol biosynthetic process
Cellular component (GO): endoplasmic reticulum
Source: RefSeq, a predicted model, not a curated record